AUGCCGUCAUGGCCGAUACUCGUUACCAUCCACAACCUCGUGAAUGUCCCGUUGUCUGCCUGUGAGAACGGCCUGCGGUCGUUCGUCGUGGAGGCACACAUGGUGCUUCGCGUGUCCGCUUACUCUGCUCCAGUGGCCACGGCGACGUUCACCACGGACGACGUGGUGUCAACCACUCCAAACCUAUUUGAAGUGCGUUUCGACGAUGUCGCUCGGUGCACUUCUGACGGAGACGGGGGCGGGCCAAAGGUGUGGCGAUGCGCGGUGCCGGAGCUUGAGGUGGUGGUGGUGGUGAGAGAAAUCACUCGCAGUAUCAGAGGCUCUUCCUCUCCUUAUCGUCCAGGUCGUCGCGCAGACGGAGAUCUCGAUGGCACGCGCGUCGUGGGCACCUCAGCUCCACUGCCGCUCAACGCGAAGGACAUUGUGGAGGUGCACAAACUCACCACACGGAUCGUGGGGACGGAAAUGGGUCAGGUGGGGCUUUCCUUCACCGUAGACCCAGGCGACAAGGCGGGGUACCGCCACCGCCUGGAGAGCUUCUUGCGCGCGUACAACCCGCAAGGAUUGCGGCUUGUGCCCAACGUGGUGGAGGUCGUCUCGGAGCUGGACACAUUCACAAAGCUGUAUCGGCGCUACUCGAUUCAAAACUACGAGGAACGGCUGGCACGCUUCUUUGACGUCUACGGCCCUCAGUACAAGAGCGAAAUCCCAUCACUACUGCGGCAGUGGGAAGGCCGAGAGGAGGAACUGAUGCGCAACUUGGUGCUCGACAAUGGCCCAGAUGUGACCACGAUCGAUCAACACCAGCGACUGACCGCGUACCUGGCUGCCUAUCAGCUUGAUCAAAACUCCCCUGCCGUACAAGAGAUAUUGGCCGCACAUGCGGGCGAGAAGGAGGCGAGCAUACCAGCGGGACUGUUUUCUGCUCUAGUGCAGCGCUACGGCCCGGAGCCCGAUCCGCGCACGUACCUGUUCGCCACGCCUCGGUACACCCCCGCACCACCAUCACCCCCGCGGACUAGUGGAGUCUCGGUGGGGACCGGCAGCCACCGCCACUCCCACUCUUCUUUGCAUCACGGCUCCCCGUCGCUCGCGAGAAGUAGCGCAGGAGCGAGUGCUGCCGCCGCCGCUGCUCCACAGCGCUGUCCGCCGACGCCUGCCUCGGAGCGCCCGUAUGUUUCUGUGCCCAUGUUCCCCACACCGAUUCCAAAUCGGGAGGCACCGCUGGAGACGGCGCGCUCGCUUGAUCGAUCGCCUAGCUUUGCCGUUGAUGGCGGUGCUCCACGUGGCGGCGAACACAAGGCUACUGUGACGGGUGAUCGGCAUGAAACGAAGCCCGUCACCACACCAAAGGACCAAGUGAUCGUGUCGGGCACGACCAUCGGUGCGAGCCGGCGAGACGUCACCGCAUUGCGGGACGCUUUGUGGCGCAAGAUGUGUUCGAUGAUGCAGACCCGGCAGCAGCACUCGAAGCCGUGGCGGGAGCACCUUCUUUUUUUUUUAGACCAAGACGAGUUUGCAGCGGCGGUGCGCGCCCUGCAUGCGUUCAGUGAGGCACCGGACGGAGGGGAGGUGCAGGUGCUGGUAGAGGAGUGGUCUCACCGCCUGGAUCACGCUUUUCGCACAGAAGCACUGGGUUCAGGCGAUGCGUACUACGCGGCUGCCGUGCAGGAGGCAGUGCGUCUGACCGGACUCCAGCCGCUGCAUCUGCAGGUGAUGAGUGUCAGCUCUUUCUUUCACAAGGAGCAGUACGCCGGGUUCGUGGCGUACGUGGAAGGGCAGGCGAAACGGGCCAAGACGGAGCGCCUGGUACUGGUCGGAAGCUGGAAGAAUCUCAUGGACGUCGCCCGUUUUGGCCUUCGCGCCGCGGCGGACCCCGCAGGUCGCUACGGAGAUGUGCUUGCAUCCUCCUCGGCCACGGUCCACGACGCAAGUGCGACAACAGGCGACAGCCCGUUUAUCUUCCUACGCGAGCCUUUCCGGCACUGCACGGAGAAGCACUCCUGUGCCCUUCUCGUCUGCGAGGUCGCGGUGGGUGAGAUGUACUCAUGCCCUACCACCGCGCACGCACCGCGGAGGCCAGCCGCCGACUUCCUCGCCAAGUACGACAGCUGCGCCUACGUUGACGAAGCCAACGGGCCAGUUGUUGCUGUCUACUUUCGCCAGCAGGUGUUACCGCGACUUCUUCUGCAGUGUGUCGUCGACCCGCAGCUGCAGCCGUGCCCCGCGCACCCCGAUAGACCGGUUGAAUACUACGUGAUGGAAAGCCACGCAUUCGCGUGCAGCCGCUGUGUAGUGAUGGGUGCCUACAAGGGCAAGGAGGUGACGCCGAUCGAGGAAGCCGCGGUGAUGGCGCGGGCGGGUCUGGCAGAGGUCGAGCGGACGGUCAGCGCGCUGAAAGAGAGCAUGCUCGCCUACGCCAACCAGCUCCAAAACGAAGAGAGCAGCAUGCCCACCGCGCCUCGCCGCGUAGAGGCGGAGCGCGAGAUUGACCGGCUGCAGAAAGAGACGGAGGAGCGCGUUCGCAGGAUUCGCAGACAGGUGCAACUAGAGGAUGAGGCGCAGCUCUCCCGCAUCAAUGCCGAGCGCACCGAGGUGCAGGCGGCCCUGGAAGCUGUGGAUGGGCUUGGUGAGCGUCUGACGUUUGCUAUGCAGCAGCGUACGCCAGUUGCCGCUGUGAAUGCGCUGCAGCACAUCCAGCAGGAGAGACAGGUGGAGCAGCUCAUGGCAAGGGCCCAGGAGCGGGUGCCGUCGGCUCCAUUGGAGCUUGUUCUACCCUUGGAUGGGCCGCCGGCGGCAUUGCCGCCUCGUUCUUCGCCCACCUCCAGAGUGCGCUCAAAAGGCUCGCCGGUGGUGGUGGGAUUGAAUGAGAGUCGCUUGCCGGAGGCCUCGGCUGACGACGGGCGUGAAUCCCGCGUGCCAGGAUCCGCAGCGCCACACGCGUCGCGUGCCCCGUCCACGCGUCAUACAAAGCACGCUUCACCGCUGCCGGGCAGCUUGUACGCCCAGUAUCUUGCGAUUGCUGACGCAGAUGGAAAAAAGGCUGCUGCAGAAGGAUCGUCUCGCAUCGAGCAACCGAGUCUGGAUCUCAGCACGGCGGUUUUUGCUAGCCGCCCUCGUCCCGUCCCCGUCCCCGCCAGCGAUGACAGGGAUGGUGGGGGUGAGAUGAGCGCCCUCUCUGCGAAGGAGGCGCUCACGCGUGGAUGGGCGCUACUAAGGCGCGGGGACGUCGCCGCAGCGCAUCGUGCGUGGACGGCGGUGUGCCGCGUUCACGGCACCAACGACGUGAUGGGCACAAAGGCUCACGCGUACAUUGCGGAGGCGAUCGAGAAGGACUAUGCGGCAGCUGCGCAGUGGUAUGCCCGCUCGCUGCAGCUAGACCCGCAGGACCGCAUGACCGCAUACAACUACGGCGUGCUUCUGGAGGCGCUGCUCGACAAGCCGCAGGAGGCUCUGCAACUGUACGACCGCGCCGCUGCACUCGGCGACGCAGUAGCAGGUGCCCGGGCCCGGGAGUUGCGGUCUAGGCUUGUCGCUUCUACUUCUCGGCAGUAG
Messenger RNA from Leishmania major strain Friedlin, 3555 nucleotides. RefSeq lists its product as hypothetical. Gene Ontology annotation, molecular function: protein binding. NCBI's taxonomy places the organism in Eukaryota, Euglenozoa, Kinetoplastea, Trypanosomatida, Trypanosomatidae. The transcript has a single exon. The record is from RefSeq and is a predicted model, not a curated record. Bases 1 to 3555 code for a protein of 1184 amino acids.